This is a messenger RNA of Owenia fusiformis, 1236 nucleotides long. The record is from the annotation of a GenBank genome assembly. NCBI's taxonomy places the organism in Eukaryota, Metazoa, Annelida, Polychaeta, Sabellida, Oweniidae.
AACAACUACAAUAUCAAAGAAAACUAUAAUUGUUACACAAUCACUGUUUAACAUGGUUUGGAUAUUACUUCUCAUUUUUGCGCGAACGGCGAGUAGUAUUGGUGAAAUUUAUACUUACCGUGGACAGAUCACAAUAGAUCUCAUCGGUUACACAUUUGCGUCGACUGUAGAAAUGUGUGCAAUCCACUGUUCGAUGCAGGGCAGCCAAUGUACCUGUUUUCAUUACAAUUCGUUAAAUGAAUGUUAUCUACUAAAUACUGCUGGGAGACUAACACAGUCUCAGGGAAGUACAGGACAUGCUCUAUACUGUAGUUCAGACGUACAAAUCAGUGAAUACCUCGGGUGUUUUGAAGACUUGUAUGGGAACAGAGAUCUACCCCAAUCGACAUCAACAGUGGGUACCGUCAUUCCCCAGUCCUGCAUAGACGCCUGCCGAAAUCUUGAACAAGGGUACCUUUAUGCUGGACUCCAAAAUGGCGGAGGCUGUUUUUGCGGUACAAGUUACGGGAAACACGGACCUUCCACAAGAUGUGACAAGGCCUGCCCUGGUGACAGCACACAGAUAUGCGGAGGUUACGACGCAAACAAUAUAUAUGUAAUUUGAAAUAAAUUAUUUGGGACUAUUAUCAAUUUUAAAAAUACUCUGCAUAAUUCAAUGACAAGCUUUUUUUAUUCAAAAAAUAUGAAUUUGAAGGACUUUUCGUGCCAAAAAUGUGAGUUUAUUUUGAAUAAAAUGUUAUAUGUCACAUUGGUCAAUUAGGAGAUUGUUAGAUGUGUCACGGGUUAGUUUUGGUUCGGCUCGGGACAGAAAAAGUGUGCGGGACGAGUAAUUUCGCUUAGGAUCAGAAGUAAACGGAACAAUGAAUUUUAGCUCACUAAAAUCGUUCGAGAAAAACCGUUCGUAAUCUAUACGUAUACAAGAAAUAUAAAAGUUAGAAGUGAUUUUUUGACGGAAAUUGAAUAUAAAGCAUCUUACAAUAACUAACGAUGUUCCGACCCGACUCAAAAUCGGUAUUAGAUAUCCGGGACCAUACCUGAGCCUUUCGAUCCGAUAUUCUAGUCGAUUAUCGUUCGGUAUAACACCUCUAGUGUUGUUUUCACUAGAUUUAUUGUACAAUAUGCUACCUUAUUUGUAUGAUGUAUUCAUUUUAUGAACCAAAUAAAGCGAUCAUAUAUCAAAAUUAUGUCUGCUGUUAAUGUAAUUUCGUAAAACACAAAUGCAAAGGAUGUUUUUUU